ACACAGCGGGAAAAGAUUUGAUGUCAUGACCUUCACAAAUCUUUCACAUAAGUGGAUCCUUCUCUCAACAAAGCCCAUGCUGAUUGUGCUGGUGGUCUUGAUUGCAGCUCCAUGCAACGCCAUCAGUAUAAACUGCUCUGCACCGAACCAACUGGCACUGCUGGAGGCCCUGAAGCCGAUGUUUAAGAUGGGCGCCAUUCGGCCAGUCACAAACAUGACAACUCCAACCAACGUCAGCUUAUACUUCCUGCUCUAUGGAAUAUUAGGAGUGGAUGAGAAGGCCCAACUCCUGACGACUUAUCUUUGGCAGCAUUUUUGGUGGCAGAAUGAGUUUGUCAACUGGGACCCAGUCCAGUGUGGCACUGACAAGAUUACUCUUCCCAGACAUAAAUUUUGGGUUCCAGAUCUUGUCAUCCGUGAAUUUAUGGAUCAAGACAAAGCUCCAUUCGUUCCUUAUGUGAAUCUGCACAGCAAUGGAAAAAUGCACGACGCAAAACCAGCCAGAGUUGUCAGCUCGUGUAAUCUGGACAUCUACACUUUCCCCUUUGACAGACAGGACUGCACUCUUACCUUCGGUUCCUUCAUUAACUUGGCACGAGAUUUAAAGGUGUCUUUAUCGAUGUCGGACAAUCUCAUCACAGCGAAAUCCAAGAGAGUGAUGACCACUCUGGGGGAGUGGGAGCUGCUGAAUAUCACUGCCGUAAAGCUGAAUCAUCAUGACAGUGAGGAUAACUAUGUGGACGAGCUUCAGUUUCAUAUCCGACUGCGACGCAGGUCAACGCUGUAUGUAGUAAACCUGCUGCUCCCCAGCAUUUUCCUGAUCACAGUGGACCUUUUUAGCUUCCUGCUACCGCCGCAAAGCGUGGACCGCUCCUCCUUCAAGAUGACCCUCAUCCUCGGCUAUACCGUCUUCCUGCUGAUCAUGAAUGACCUGCUGCCUAUCACAGGAAACACCAUUCCCAUCAUCAACAUUUUCUUCUCUAUGUGCCUGGCUCUGAUGGUGGCCAGUCUCCUGGAGACAAUUCUCAUCACCAACUUGCUGCUCAGCUCGAAAAAUGUCAUUCCUGUUCCUCACUGGAUCCGCGUAUUUGUUCUGCACUUUCUGGGUCGUGUUGUUGGUCUGCCUUGGAAAGAAGUCAAAGAUGCAGACACAGGAAGCAGCAGCGUCUCGACACUGCGCGGAUGUGAUGACAACCCUCACGAGGAGAAAGAACCAGCAAUGGAGGACAGGGCCCUACAGGAGCUGAGGAGCCUUGGUGGAGACCUGAAAGUCCUCCGCCUGCAGGUGGAGCAGCAGCUGGGGAGCACCCAGAGCUCAAAAGAGUGGAUCCAGGUGGGUUUCAUCAUAGACCGCGUGCUGUUUGGCAUCUACCUCCUCUUCAUAUCUGUCAGCUUCAUCACCAUCAAGAUCAUCUGGUUCAAAUCCAAUGGCCAGUAGAUGACAACUUUUUUUGUUGUUUUUCUGCAAGUGAGUGAUAAGCUCAUUUUGACAUGCUUAAUUUAUUAUUUGUAUUACUUUGAGGAGUAAUUCUUAAACUAUACCUGCUACGCAAUUAGUGCUGAUUAGAUAUGUGAAAGUAUACAAGCAUAAAAAUAAAAUUGUAUGGACAAAUACCUGAUAGUUUGGCUGAUCUUCAUUUCAAUCUACGACAUUGUCUAUUAAGCUUUUCCGUUCAAUCUGCCUAUCGCCCAGUCAGCCGGGAUAGGAUCCAGCUUCCCCGUGACCCGAAUGAGGGCAAGCAUUAUACAAAAUAGUUGGAUAAUCGGAUAUGUGGAAAGUUCCCGUUCAGGGGAGAGGCAACCGUGAGAAAAAAAAGAUUUUAUACUUUCUUAUCUAACUUAAAUUAAAAGACCAGAUUAUACAAAGCCUGCCUUCGAAUCCAAACGCCAUCUUCUUUAAGUGUGGAACCUUUUUAAUUCACCAUAUGUGUAUCAUGUAACAAUAUUAGUUUGUUGUUGAUAUGUUUGUAUUUGCCUUUUUUUUUCUAACUCUGCUUUCUGCUGCCAAGUCGGCGUUGCAAAUGAGAAUCUGUUCUCAGUUCCCUUACCUGGUUGAAUUCAGGUUGAAGUAAAAAGGCAAAAUAGCUCAAAUGUGGUGUAUGAUGGGAAAAAGUUGGGUUGAGUUUUAUAUAGUAGCGGUGUGCAUUUCUCCACAAAAAAACGAUUCAAUACCGUUUUCAAUUUGUGGGUUCUGAAACAAGACAGGGGUGGGCCGAUUUGAAAGUGGAACGAUUCGAAUUGUUUCGACUCGGUGGAAUUCGAUUUUGAUUCGCAUCUUGAUAUAUUUCAAAGUGGAGUGAUUUGGUUCGGUUCGAUUCCAUACACGGGCAUUUUUCAAAUCAAAAAAUAAUUUUCUGGGUCAAACCAUUAAUCAUUACACCCCUGUUAUAUGGCCUUUCUCAAACUGAAUGCUUUAAAAAUGAUUGAAAUUGUGUAUAUUUGACAGAAAACCCAAUUUU
Molecule: messenger RNA, 2459 nt
Organism: Hippocampus comes (tiger tail seahorse)
Lineage: Eukaryota; Metazoa; Chordata; Actinopteri; Syngnathiformes; Syngnathidae
Product: 5-hydroxytryptamine receptor 3C-like
Exons: 10
Coding region: 26-1438 (470 amino acids)
Biological process (GO): monoatomic ion transmembrane transport
Cellular component (GO): membrane
Molecular function (GO): extracellular ligand-gated monoatomic ion channel activity; transmembrane signaling receptor activity
Source: RefSeq, a predicted model, not a curated record